Phascolarctos cinereus (koala) is the source of this 1509-nucleotide messenger RNA. Lineage: Eukaryota; Metazoa; Chordata; Mammalia; Diprotodontia; Phascolarctidae. The record is from RefSeq and is a predicted model, not a curated record.
AUGUCGCCUCCCGCAGCCGUUUCGCACCCCCCGCCUCCGCCGCCGCCACGACCGCCGCCGCCGCCGCCACCUCCUCCGCCGCCGCCUCCUCCCUCAGCGAUUCAGAGCAGAGCCGGGGAGCCGCGCCGCCACCGCCACUCUCUCCUCACAGUGGAUUCACCUCCGCGCCCGGCCACCAAAAUGGCGCUGGGGCCGCGCAUGCGCAUGGCGAUCGCCCAGGCGGGCGGCGCAGCGGCUCUCGUUGUAAGCCCCCAGGAAGCUUCUGAGCCUCGAGCCCGCCUGCCGGCCGCGAGUUUAGGCUUGUGCUCCGCCGCGUGCGUGGGGUGGUCCCGGGCUUCCGUGGCGCGCGCGUGCACCGCCCAUUCACCCUCCCCUCUCCCUCGAACUGGCGGAGGGGGAUCACCUGGCGGGGUCCCUAGGUUGAGAUCAUUCAGGCCUCGCCCCUCUCUUUUAAACCCUUCCGCUGGCUCUUAGGCUAGCUCCUAAGCUCCUUGCCGACUCCUGGCCCUUGCUGGGUACUUCGAGGCAGCGACCCCGCUGAAGGGAAACAGGCGCGCCCCGGAUCAGUGCACCAUUGAAGGCUGGGAAGGUCUGCUCCAACCCACACGUUUUGAAGAUGAAGAAACUGAGGCCCGGAAGUGAAGAGACUCACCCAAAGGAGUAAAUGGCAAAACUGAGUCUUCAACCCUCAUCCUCAGAUGCCAGACCCAACCGAAUUCUAUAAUAGACAGCAAGACUGACGGAGCCCAGGAUCCUAAACCCAAGAACCUAGCAAAUAGCAGUGUACUCCAGUAUACUGUGUACCCCAAGCCCACUGGACCUACAUACUGCCCAACCCCAAUAGCCAUCUCAAGGGGAUGAAUCAUUAUGGAAAAGAGGUCCACCUUUCCUUGUUACCGACAGCGUCUGGCAGAUAGGCUCAGGAAUGGCAACACCCCCACCCCAACCUAGGCCUCACAGUCAUCCUUUAGUGAGGUGGCUCCUGUGAAGAAGGGACCAGUCAUCUCCACCAACUGCCAACCAGCUUCCACACACAGGACAGGCAAGCCAGACUCAAGAAGCAGCAGGACAUGAGCAUCCUGAGGAAGAGAUAGGAGACAAGCAUGUGCUAGGCAAGUCAAAUUUGACUCUGUCCUAUGUCCUCGGACCCCUGAUGGAAAGAAACCCAGGACCCUAAACCAAGAACCUAGGAAAUAGUAACUCUUCCAGCAGUAUCCAAAUGCCAUCAUCCUAACAGGCAUUUCUUUUAGAGGUGCAGCCUGGCAACUGCUUAUGUAGGUGCUAUAGCCACAUCUUUUAAAGAUGGAAAAAAAGGAAGUCCUUGAUACUGCUCAAUGGUUCAAUGUCAGAAAUUGAUAUGAUUUUUAUCACUGGAAAUGAUAUUAAAAGGGGGGCACUGUGAUCUGCUUUACCAUUGUUUUGUAAGGACCGUGGGACUUUUAAAUGGGACUUGCAGCUGAAACCUUCCAUAUGUGUUUUCUCCCCUAUUAGAAUAGAGUUCUCUGAGAG